Molecule: messenger RNA, 863 nt
Organism: Tripterygium wilfordii
Lineage: Eukaryota; Viridiplantae; Streptophyta; Magnoliopsida; Celastrales; Celastraceae
Exons: 3
Coding region: 500-802 (100 amino acids)
Molecular function (GO): protein dimerization activity
Source: RefSeq, a predicted model, not a curated record
GGUGGCAGCAAACAUGAAAAAGAAGUUUGAAAAAUAUUGGGGGAAUUGGGAGAAUGUGAACAACUUUAUUUAUCUUGCGGUUGUUCUUGAUCCAAGAUACAAGCUGCCUUAUUUGGGUUUCCAACUAAAUAAGGUAGGGAUGGAUAGUGAGUUGGUGAAAAAGAUACAAGAUGAGGUAAAAAAAAAUGCUUCAUGACAUGUUUAGAGAGUAUGGAGAGAGCCAUCCUAGAAGAAAUCAACCAAUUGAUGGUGAAAAUGUUGGUGAUAGUGAUGAAGGAGAUGAAGAGGGUAGUGAUAAUGAGGAUGAGGAUGAGGAUGAUAUGUUAUAUCAUCAAUCUCUAAGGGAAAUCAAGUCGUUGCAUUAAGUGAUGAGGUUGAUAGAUACUUGCAUGAACCUCACUUGGAGGUUAAGAAGAAUAAGUUCAAAAUUUUGCCUUAUUGGAAAGCAGAGUCAGGUAGAUUCCCAAUUUUCACUAAGAUUGCCAAGGACAUAUUUGCAAUGCCGGUUUCUAGUGUGGCAUCCGAAUGUGCAUUUAGUGUGGGAUCAAGGGUUGUGGAUCCUUUUAGGAGUUGUUUAACUCCUAGAAUGGUGGAGGCAUUGGUAUGCACAAGUGAUUGGCUUAGGGCGGAUGGAUUUAGCUAUUACAAGGAUCCAACUCAUCUUCAACUAGAGCUUUAUGCAACCUUGGAAGAAGUUGAACAAGAGAUUUUAUCAACUCAAAAUCUUCGAGGAAUGCCUAUUGGUGGUAGUACUUCAGCAGCUCAUACAUAUGAUACAUUCGUACAAGGUUCCACCACCUAAGCUGUUGCAGAGUGGAGACUGCAGUGAAGUUGCCUGCUUCCUGAUGGUGCUACUGAAUGAU